AGGAUGUUUGUUUAGUGUUUAGAAUGCAAAAGUCACAACACAGAACAAACAGUGAAUAAAUCCUUAUAUACCGUAGCGAGUCGAUAAGCUUAUUUAUAUCCUGACAAGUGUGGGUACAAAUUAGUGGCAUAUUUGUAAAAUCCUUCCAGAGCUAGUGCCAACAUGUACAAUGGCUUCUAGAGUGUCACGAUUGUAGCAUCACUUGAGGAAUAUCACUUUAACAAAGGACGUAAGCUGACAGACAAGUCAGCUUUAGUAUAUUCUUUAGCUGAGCAUAAUCAGCUAGAGCUGUGAAAAUGGUCUUGGAAAAAGAAGUCAUUUACAGUGAACUUUAAGUGUUCAGUGCUCCAGUCGGUAACAUUGGGGAAAAUUCAAAUUUAUUUCAUUAACUGUCCUUUUCUUCUUUCCUUAUGAGUUACUGCACAUACCCAACUUGUUUUGACAGGUACGUCUAUCAUCAGAGAUCAGAGACCUGCUGUGAACUGCUUUAUGAGCAGAUUUAGAGCUGUCUGUUAGGGAAUUAUUGCAGUGCUUUUUGCUUUAGUUAGUUUGUUCCCAUAAAAAUCAUGAUUGGCUCUCAUUAAGAUUCUGCUUAUCUCACGGUGUGACGUGUCAGAUAAACCUUCAAAGGCUUUCUUCAUACUUUUGGGAAAUCCCACAUCAAAGGCAAUCACAUGCUAAAAUGUCAGAUUUCAAACUAGAAAUUCAAGAGCAUCAAAAAAACGACAGAUAUGAAGGCUGAAAACUGCAAGCUAAGGACGAUUGUGUGUCUUGCUUAAUUGAAUGCACUAUAUCCAGCAGGUGUUGGUUUCUGGAGGUGUCAUCAAUAAUGAAUGGUUGCUGUGGAAAGUGUGUGUUUUACAUACAUAUGCAGGGCUCUACAGUGCGCACAUCUCACUCACAUUUGCUCCUGAAAAUAACUGUGUGCGACUGUGAAAAAAUAUUUAGGUGCACUGGUGUGAGUGAUCCGAUCAGUUCUCAUGAAUAGAUCCACAAUCAUAAUUAAAAAUUCCCAAAAUGCAUCUAAACUGAACAGUAGUUAUUGUUGAAUGGUGGGUGGGUUCAUUAUUAUUCUUAAUGAAAAACACAACAGCAAAACAGUACAAUGACAAACUCGCUUAAAUAUGCAAUUUUACAUUUCGCUUGUCAACCAAAUGUUCAUCCAUCGUCUUGUCAUUCAGAAAAAUGAGGUGAAAUGGGCGUAGUGAGGUGAAAUCUGACUCCUGCUGCUGAUCCGUGCUGCGACUCUCGUUCGGCUCACUGAAUUUAGCAGACGCGUUCCGUUUUAACCGUAGUGUCUAUUCUCUAACUGAACUAAAUGAUGAUUAUUAUUACUAUAAAAAAAUAUCAAAACGACGGUGGGACCGGUGCCGCGGUCACGGUGGGCAAGUGAUAUAACCGGUGUUGCUGCUGAACACCAUAACACAGUCAAUCUCAGCAAGCCUAAUAUGUGUAAGUUAAGUAAUUUCACAUGAGUAGACUUCUGUUUCUCUGAGUAUUGACAUUAUUGCAAAUGUGAUACUUACUGAUCUGAUUGAAGUCCAAUAAAAAAGCUGAUAUUAAGUGACAAAAUUUUAGCCACAAUACUGUCUGUUUUUGCUCGAUUUCGUGAAAAGAAACAAAGCCACACCAGAACUGUUGCGCAUCUCCAAGCAACGGUGAUUCCUGAAUGAAUCUGCGUUUUGACGAUUGAAUGAAUGACUCGCACAUUAAGAUUUACCGCCACCUACUGGCGGUUUUAUUUUCAUAUUUACAUUUAUUUUCAUAUUUACACUUUACAUAGCUUGUUUUUACUUAAAAUAUUAAACUUUUAAAGAUAUUAUAUUUAUAUUUAAAAACAUUCAUACAACAUUAUUUACCCAUGAGCUGCAUGAAGCAGUCUAUGUAAAUGUCUAAAUAAUACCACUUCAGAUGGAGCUUCUGUGUCACUUCUGCAGUGCAACGAUGGAUUUUUUGAUGAUUUCUUUUGAUUGGUAACAGUCUGAUUGGGUCUUAUUGUUGUAAUUGAAUUUAUUGUUUAACAUUUAAAAACAAAUUUUAUAUUUUAAUUUAAGAAGUUGAUUAAAUAUGAUGCAUGCAUUUAAUAAGAUUAGAAAAAUUGCUCUUAUAAUGGUACAAAUGCCCCAGGAAAUUAAUUUAAAGCAGCAAAUAUCGCCCUUUAAUGGGAAAGUUAAUGUCUGUUAUUGAUCAGAAAGUGCUCCUAAAUUUUUGACUGUGCUCCUAAAUUUUUUUUAUUAGGAACACAAGUGCUCCUAAAGAAAAAUGUUACUGUAGAGCCCUGAUAUGCACACACACUCAUACACACAGUGAAAACAGAGAGCAGAUUGUCAGUGAGGCUGCAGUGUACUGAGAGAUCUCUCACUGUUAGAGCUGUUUUCUAUCACUGACUGACUCUGAACACCCUAAACAGAUGGAGGCUGGCAAACACUCGUCAGGAAGCUUCUGGACACGAGUAUGAGUUUCUCUUUCUACCUCUGACUGUCCAUUUCUCCCUCUCUUCCUGUAUACUGUAUGUAGAGGCCUGCAGUGAGAGAUGGAUCGAGUCUUUCACUCAACAGAUUUGUUUAAAAUAGUUGUGUAAGAGUCCAUCAGUUUAAUCCAGUGUGAAAAGAUGGAUCUCAAAAUCAUACAGUCACUCUGAGAAGGUUCAAAUAUGCAGAAGAUGCUGGAAAAGCAAAGAAUGUGCAGGACCUGGAAAAUGUUUCUGAUGAACAGUGGACAGUUAAACUAUUUAGGACGAACAAGGGACAUCACAAAACAAAAUAUUAUCCAGGUAAUGACACACAAUGUUAAUAAUCAAAUGUAAUGUAAACCUUUGAACGGUGUCACCUUUUACAGUUUUUUUUUAUUCAGCUUUGAUUAAAAAAGAAGAAAUGAUCAACAUUUUGCAGAUUUUGAAAGGUGUAUGUAAACUGACCACAACGUGUUUCCUCUGUUUGGACUCUGUUUGGUUUUCGUUGGCAGCAUUUCUCCCUGAUUUGUUUGUUAUCAUAGCUACAGAUUUGAUUUUGUCAUUCAGUUCAGGUGUGUGUGGUUCAUUUUUUCUUUGUACAGAUGACAACAUUAUCAAAACUAUCCCCGUUCACAUGGAUCGGCGAAAAUGACUAAAAACACUGUAUUACGCAUGCCAGACAAGUAGUUGGCGAUGUCACUUAAAUAAAGAUUACUAAAAAUUUCUCCGUUUUUAGUUGAAAACGUUGUUGUGUAAACAGCCCCUACGUUCAUGUGUGUUCUCCUUGUUUUUUGUUGGGUCUCAUCUAUGGUUGUUGUGUUGCUUCGCUCCUUUGUACAUUGGAUUUAGCUGUGGAUGUUUUUAAACUCUAUUUUGAACUUGAACCUUCAUCUUCGUGCACUUCAUACUACACAACUCAUGACAGAACACCCAACUUAGAAGUGAUUUCAUGUAACAACUGUCACUUAUGAUCAAGUUAAUGUAUCACAUUUAUUUAAUGUGUAUAUUUAAUAAACAUUUCACAAGAAAUACUAUAUCUUCAUAUCAAUAAAAUGUUAAUUUCAGUUAAUUAUUAAAUUAUGGGCUGACAAUUGCCAAAGACCCAUUACUUAAGUUUUAAUGCUGGCGUUUCUUCACUAUGUUCAGUUAUGUUAUUUAUAUUGCAUAGGCCUACACAUGGAUCCUGUUAUUUACAGCCAAAUAAUAGAUCACAAGACCCAUAUGGCUCAUGUUGGUUUAUCAAAAAAUGAGAAGACUUGAACGUUUGAUGUUGUCGUGGUGUAACUUGAAUGGAAAAGACUUGGUUACAAAAAGCUUUGAAGAGCAAACAGUGUGCAACUUUAUUUAUUCAUUUAUUUAUUUAUUCAUUCGUCAUUUUUUAAAUUGAAUUUCAAAAAUACAAAACAAUUCAGUAUGUUCUCAAGACAUUUAACAAACAAUGUUUGUCCACAUAAGGGUGCGAUAACUACAAAAAUAAAUAAAAUGAAAAUGAAAGAGCAGCACAAACAUAUAUUAAAUUCAUUGGCUGCACUGACGUCAUGCGCAUGCACUCGGAGGGCAGUCGAAUUCGGGCAGGCAGUCGAAUUUCGGCACAACACCGGCUCACUUCGAGCACUGCUGACACUUUUUGAGCAAACUGUGAUGUUGCAUUCUUGCACAUUUCAAAUGUCUGGAUCUCUGAUUCUAAUAAACAAGGGAAAUACACACACUGUUUAACUAUUUCCUUUAUUUGUGACCCUGGACCACAAAACCAGUCAUAAGGGUCAAUUUUUUGAAAUUGACAUUUAUACAUCAUAUGAAAGCUGAAUAAAGCUUUCUGUUGAUGCAUGGUUUGUUAGAAUAGGACAGUAUUUGGCCGAGAUACAACUAUUUGAAAAUCUAAUCUGAGGGUGCAAAAAAAUCAAAAUAUUGAGAAAAUCACCUUUAAAGUUGUCCAAAUGAAGUCCUUAGCAAUGCAUAUCCACUCACAAAAAUACAUUUCUGAUAUAUUUAUGUUAGGAAAUUUACAAAAUAUCUUCAUGGAACAUGAUCUUUACUUAAUAUCCUAAUGAUUUUUGGCAUAAAACAAAAAUCUACAAUUUUGACCCAUACAAUGCAUUGUUGGCUAUUGCUACAAAUAUACCCGUGCAACUUACGACUGGUUUUGUGGUCCAGGGUCGCAUUUUCUAAAUAUAUAGCAACGUUUUAGUUUUCGUAUUUCCCAUUAAUAAAGUAAAUAAAUGCAUACCAUCAUGUGCAGACAUACAUCGCUAGCAAUCUCUUACAAUGCCUUAUUUAGGGUUUUAUGAUCCUUUAAUUUAUAGAUAUGACUGGUGUAUUAGUUUGAAUACUGUUUUAUAAGCAGAUCAGACUGGCAAUAAGAGAGGGCAGUUGAUAAAGGAGAUCAGCGUGAUUAUUACAGAAAUACAGGGCUAGAUGGGAUAGAAGUCUUUUUCUUUAACUCUGAGUCUAAAGAAUGUCCAGCUGCAACACAGCUUUAUGGAAUGUCCAGAGUGAUAUCACUGUGACAUCACUGUUUAAAAAAUUAGAAUGUUCAGAAUCUGUAUUAUACUCAGUCUGCUUGGUUGUCUGUAUUACUGCAUGUUCUGAAUUAGUUGAAUAUAGUAGUCCAACGUCUGCUUUAUUGCAAGAUUCAUUCUUCUGACAAAAAUAUUCAGUCUUCAAGUUUCAUUUUGCGUGAUUGCAUAUUGCCGCUUGAUCUAAUAGUCUAUAUUCAAUCUUGAAGAUUGUCUACAAGACUAAGAUUGCGCAGUUGUCUCAAAGAUUCAGCUAGUUGUCAACAAACAGCCAUGCUGAUCGCUGCAAGUUUGUUGCUGUUACAAUAUUGCUAUACCAAGGUGAACACUCACUCACCUAAUGGAAAGCAAUUGACGAGCAGCAAACAAGCAAAAAUGAAGACAACAAAGGGACAACUGGAGCGUCAAGCAAAAUAUCGAGGCCUUAAUGUCAUUCUUGAUAAGGAGGAAGAUGCUCUGUUCAGGACAAGCCCAACUUUGAAAGUGUUUGAGACUCCCACCGCCUCUGAGACUCGCACUGCCUCUCCGACUUCCACUGCAUCUGAGAUCGAUGCUGCCUCUCCGACUGACACUAUCUCUGAGACUGACCCCAACUCUGAAAUGACACUGCCUCUUAAGCUGACAGUGCCUCUGAGACUCACACUGCCUCAGAGGCUCACACUGCCUCAGAGACUCACACUGCCUCUCAAACUGACAUUGUCUUUCAGACUGACACUGUCUCAGGGACUGACUCUGCCUCUGAGACUGACACUGCCUGUGAGACUGACAAUGCUGCUCAGACCAACACUGUCUCAGAGACUGACACUGCCUCUUAGACUGACACUCCCUCUUAGACUGACACUAGCCCUCAGACUGACACUGCCUUGGAAACAACACUGCCUCUCAAAAUGUCUUUUAACUGAGACUGCCACCGCAUCGGAGACUGGCACUGCAUGGGAGACUGUCACUGCCUCUCAGACGGUCACUACAUUGGAGACUGGCACUGCCUCUCAGACGGUCACUACAUCGGAGACUGGCACUGCAUGGGAGACUGUCACUGCCUUUCAGACGGUCACUACAUCGGAGACUGGCACUGCCUCUCAGACGGCCAUUGCCUCUCAAUUGCCCCUGGAUCUCAAACUAUUGCAUCCACUGUCUCUGACACUCCCGCUCCCUGAAGACCUGAACCCCUUUUAACAUCUGUCUUCUCUAUAUACAAUGCA
This is a messenger RNA of Ctenopharyngodon idella (grass carp), 6170 nucleotides long. Its product is annotated as uro-adherence factor A-like. The record is from RefSeq and is a predicted model, not a curated record. Bases 5242 to 6144 code for a protein of 300 amino acids. NCBI's taxonomy places the organism in Eukaryota, Metazoa, Chordata, Actinopteri, Cypriniformes, Xenocyprididae. The transcript has 3 exons.